CUCUCAUCCAACUAUCGAACAGUAACUACAUCAGUUGCAAUUUUUUUCAAAAUGAAUAGGAUGAUUCCAUCUUUGGCACGACAGAAUUUUCAAAGCACUAUCGAAGAGGCAUUGAACCAACAGAUUCAAAUGUAUCAGCUAUCUCAACAGACAUAUCUAGCAGCAGCAGCUUAUUUUGACAAGGCGGAUGUGGCAUUACCUGGUUUUGUAAAGUAUUUCCUUGAACGGGCAGAACAUGAGGGUGAAAUGGCACGAUACUUGAUUGAUUAUCAAAUAACGAGAGGCGGCGUAUGCAUUAUUGGUUCGAUUCCUCAACCUUUGAAUGAUUGGCAAUCAGUUUCGAAUGCAAUUGAAACCUGUUUAUCCCUUGAAAAAGAUGUAAAUAAAUCGUUGAUAAUGUUGACACACCUGGCCAUCAAUAACGAAGAUUCUCAUUUACGUCACAUUUUAAAAGGCAAGCAUUUGAGGUACAAGUUAAAAACGAUAGAGAAUCUUACAAAAGGCUAUACACAGAUCAAGAGAGUAGGUGAUGAAGGACUUGGUUUACACAUGCUAGAUCAAGUUUUGUACAAACACGAAAAAUUUGUGGUAUAACCGUUUCUGCUGCAACGUUAGCCCCUCUCCUCUCGACUUUUAAAUGUAAUAAACUUAUAAAGAAAAAAAAAGUUUUGUACAUACGACAGGAUUGGUCGGACAAAACCCAUCUUUCUG
Messenger RNA from Mycotypha africana, 711 nucleotides. RefSeq names its product ferritin-like superfamily. Gene Ontology annotation, molecular function: ferric iron binding; ferrous iron binding. The record is from RefSeq and is a predicted model, not a curated record. The coding region runs from base 52 to 594 and encodes 180 amino acids. NCBI's taxonomy places the organism in Eukaryota, Fungi, Mucoromycota, Mucoromycetes, Mucorales, Mycotyphaceae. Gene Ontology annotation, biological process: intracellular iron ion homeostasis; iron ion transport. Gene Ontology annotation, cellular component: cytoplasm. The transcript has 4 exons.